This is a messenger RNA of Trematomus bernacchii (emerald rockcod), 1206 nucleotides long. RefSeq names its product replication protein A 32 kDa subunit-like. Gene Ontology annotation, biological process: nucleotide-excision repair; DNA replication; double-strand break repair via homologous recombination. Gene Ontology annotation, cellular component: DNA replication factor A complex; nucleus; chromosome, telomeric region. The record is from RefSeq and is a predicted model, not a curated record. The transcript is spliced from 9 exons. Gene Ontology annotation, molecular function: DNA binding. NCBI's taxonomy places the organism in Eukaryota, Metazoa, Chordata, Actinopteri, Perciformes, Nototheniidae. The coding region runs from base 296 to 937 and encodes 213 amino acids.
CCACGAUAAGCAGCCUCGGCGCAGUACGUCACGUCACUACUGUUCCCUCCUCAGCUCUUGUCUCCUCGGCUCUUGUCUCCUCAGCUCUUGUCUCCUCGGCUGAUUUCUCUAAUUGAUUUCACCUGAUGAGGAGGAAGCUGCUCGCUCAUUCAGCUGCAGGUUUCUGCUCCAACAUCUCAGAAGAAUACCUGUAGCUGCUCAGGUGAAUCUGAAGAUCUUUUGUCAUGUGGAGCCAAGCAUUUGUGCAGGUGGCAGUCAGCCCUCUGCAGGCGGAGUGAACAGCAGCUCAGCAACGAUGACCGUCCUUCAGAUCUUGCCGUGUUCGGUGUCUCAGCUGCUGUCUGCGUCUAAAGUCAGUAGCGACACGUUUGCACUCUGCGACCUGGAGUUCAACCAGGUGUCGGUCGUUGGCGUCGUCAGAGAGUUGGCUCCUUUUGUGAAAUACGUCCAAUACUGUUUGGACGACAUGACGGGUCCUCCUCUGACCGUGAGGCAGUGGGUGAACUCGGAGGACUGUACUCCCCUGGUGUUUGCUUCUCCUGGAUCGUAUGUGAAAGUUAUUGGAAGUCUGCGCAGCUCUACUGGUGAAAGGUCAUUGCAGGCCAAACACAUCCGAGUUAUCACAGACCUGAAUGAGAUCACAUCCCACAUGCUGGAGGUGGUGCACGCUCACAUGCAGAUCUUUAAAAAGAAAUUUGAUGUGAACAUGAACAUCACUGCUGUCCCAUCAGAGGAUUUGCCCUCCGUCCAGGGUCAGGUGCUGCAUGUGAUCAGGAGAGGAUCUGUGCGAGACAUCGGGAUCGGAUACAAGGAGCUGCAGAGCCAGCUGGACUUCCUCAGCCUCAGAGACAUCAAAUCCUCUUUGACGUCUCUGAUGGAUAAAGGUUUCGUCUAUCACACCAUCGACGAGAACCAUUUCAAGUCCACAGACCGUUAGCAGGAUGAACAUCUCUGUACCCACAUGUUCAGGGUCAUAUAAAGCUCUGUUAAAUAUAGUUAUUUAUGACGUACUGCAGCUAUUACCCACAGACAGAAAAGGAGACUCACUGGGUUUAUCGCUGAUCCUCUUGUUCUUAGAAUGAAUGCACUGAUGUUUUCCUCAGGCUCUUUUUGUUUUAAAAUAUAUAUAUUUAAGUUAUGCGCUGGUUGUGUGGGUACCCUGCAAAGGUCCUGAUGGUUGUAUAUAAAGAUUUAAGUUUAAAAUGU